Molecule: messenger RNA, 1859 nt
Organism: Anarrhichthys ocellatus (wolf-eel)
Lineage: Eukaryota; Metazoa; Chordata; Actinopteri; Perciformes; Anarhichadidae
Product: caspase-1-like
Exons: 8
Coding region: 75-1217 (380 amino acids)
Biological process (GO): regulation of inflammatory response; regulation of apoptotic process; proteolysis
Cellular component (GO): AIM2 inflammasome complex; IPAF inflammasome complex; NLRP3 inflammasome complex
Molecular function (GO): cysteine-type endopeptidase activity
Source: RefSeq, a predicted model, not a curated record
GGGGCCGUUUCUGCAUAAAGGCUGUGUGACUCGCAGACUGCAGUUAAAACAUUGUGUGACACGAGAUUUGAGAGAUGGCAGGUAAGGAGCUUGCCAAUGUGAGGAGUACGUUUGUGGGAAAGGCCCACAAAGUAGUGAUUGACCAGCUCCUGGACGACCUUUUACAAGAUGGUGUCUUGAAUGAUGGCGAGAUAGAAUCCGUACUUGAGGAGAACAGUACCACAGCAAAAAAAGCACGCAGUCUCAUUGACAUGGUGAGGAAGAAAGGAGACGAAGCCAGCAGGAAGAUGAUCGCUCACCUCCAAAACAGGGAUCCUUUCCUUCACUCUGAACUGGGUCUGUCCUCUGGUCAACCUGCUCAGCCGGCUGCAGAGCCACAGACGAAGCAGCAAUGGUCAACCACAGUCAUCCGUACCAGCGAGGCUUUCUGGAGAGAGAAACUGAAUGAUAGAGAUAUUUACCCAGCGGCCAAACAUUCCAUGAGCAAUCGUGUGGCCCUGCUCAUCACUAACAUAAAGUUUACUGAUGAGACAUUAAACAGAAAUGGAGCUGAGAAGGAUGAGGCGAACAUGGAGAAACUGCUCACAGCUCUGGGAUACGAGGUGGUGAAACACACAAACCUCACAGGAAAGGCAAUAGAUGAUGCUCUAAAUGAGUUCUCUAAACAUCCCAAACUCAAAGAGACAGACAGUGUGUUGGUGGUUAUCAUGUCACAUGGGAAACCGGGAGCUGUCCUCGGUGUCGGCUGGAAAAAGGAGAUAUCUGAUAAUGAAAGACCAGAUGAGUUCCCCAUCAACAACAUUUACAAACACUUGGGCCCAGAGAAAUGUCCAGCGCUGCUGAACAAACCCAAGAUCAUCAUGAUCCAGGCCUGCAGAGGAGAGGAAGAAGGAUCAGUGCUUGUUAGAGAUGGUGCAAACGCAGCUGUGGUCUGUGAUAAUGCUGGUUUGCGAUCUGUAAACAAAGAAAAAGACUUCACUUCUUUUCUUUCCUGCACCCCUGAUACUGUCUCAUACAGACAUCCGGUUCAUGGGUCUCUUUUCAUCCAGUAUAUUGCUGGGGUAUUUAACACCUACGCACAUAAGGACGACAUUGAGAAACUUUUCAGAAAAGUCAUGCGACGCUUUGAAGAAUUUUCCCAUCAAAACGAAAGGCAGAUGCCGACCAAAGACAGAUGCACUCUGACAAGGCGCUUCUACUUCUUUCCAGGCCUCUGAGGCAGGAUUCACUUCUGUUUGAUAACACAGACUUGUAGCCACAUUUUAAAUGAUGUGUGCAAUUGAGAUACUACUUUGUGAAUAGAUAAAACGUAUUAAUGAUUUACUGAAUGGGCCUAUCGGUCACAGGCCUGGGGACCAAAGGACAGAGAAAAGAGAUGCAAAAUAGUUUCAAAGACAUGUAAAAUGACUUCAAAGAAACAACAAGGAGACGCAAAUAGACAAUAGAAAAUACAAAGAUACGUCUGCAUCGUUCACAGUUGAUUUGAGUCUCUUUUAGUCUUGGUGUUUUGCCCUUUUGUUUGUGGCGGUGGGGAAGCUUGUCUGUGUCCAGGGGCCCUUUGUGUCAUAAUCCAUCCAUGAUACAACUAAUAUGAUCAAAUACAAUUACAUUUUUUUAUAUAUAAAUAACAGUAUGUAAGCCUUUGAAUUAAUGGAGAAUUUUCAUCAACUUGUAUUCAACAGGUUGCUUCAUGGACGUCAUAUAACUAUUUAACAGGAUAUUGAAUGAUUGCCUGCACCAGGCUCCCAGUUCUUCCACCACAUUUUAAAACACACCUGCCUUGAAAUGUAUGAAAUCCAUUUUUUAUUCUCUAUAUGGCCAAGGCAACAUACAAUAAAAUAUAAAAUGUAAUAAUUAAA